CCUAACCGGAUCAGGAACAUGGUUAUCCAGGAUAGAUGGCGUCUUGCCGAGGCCGAGUUAGCAAAAUGAGAGGUUUUGGUACAUUUAUCAGCAGAACACUGCUUUUCCUAUUACUUCACUUUACUCUAGUGCAAUGCGAUAUAACAGACGGCAAUGCAGAGCACUUGAAGCGGGAGCAUUCGCUCAUGAAACCGUACCAGGGUGUUGGAAGCAGCCCAUCCAGUCAGUGGGACUUCUGGGGGAGCACGCUAGUCACCAGCUCGUAUGUGCGUCUGACACCUGAUGAGAGAAGUAAACAGGGAUCCAUUUGGAACACGGUGCCUGUUUAUCUGAAAGACUGGGAGAUGCACGUGCAGUACAAGAUUCACGGGUCUGGGAAGAAAGAUCUCCAUGGAGAUGGCAUCGCCAUCUGGUACACUAAGGAGAGACUUCAUCCAGGCCCAGUCUUUGGAAACCAAGAUCAUUUUGUUGGCCUGGCUUUAUUUGUGGAUACCUUCCGCAAUGAUCUCCUUGGGAUGGAUCGGUCCUUCCCCUACAUCUCUGCCAUGGUGAAUAAUGGUUCUCUGCCCUAUGACCAUGGGAAGGAUGGACGUAACUCUGAACUGGGAGGCUGCUCUUCUGAGAUCAGGAACAAAGACCAUGACACCUACCUGGCCAUUCGCUACUCCAAGAGCAGGCUCACGGUGAUGAUUGACAUUGAUGAUAAAAAUGAAUGGAAAGAGUGCAUUGACAUCGGGGGUGUCCACCUCCCCACAGGGUACUACUUUGGAGCUUCUGCUGCUACAGGGGAUCUCUCUGAUAACCAUGACAUCAUCUCCAUGAAGAUGUACCAGCUGAUGGUAGAUCACACACCUGAUGAGGACAGUAUGGACUGGACCAAGAUUGAGCCAAGCGUCAGCCUGCUGAAGUCCCCCAAAGACAAUAUUGAUGAUCCUACUGGUAACUUCCGAAGCACACCUCUUACUGGCUGGAAGGUCUUCCUGCUUCUGCUAUGUGCUCUACUGGGAAUUGUAGUUUGUGGUGUUGUAGGGGCUGUAGUCUUUCAGAAGCGCCAGGAAAGAAACAGGAGGUUUUACUAAGAGGAAAAUCAUAUUUCUGUAUGUGAGAGGUAUUUGUGAAAUUGACUGUUGCGAAGAAUACAGAUUCAACAACACAUUAAACGUUAAUUUUCUAAAGAUUGUACAAAUGUUUAUAUCUGCUGAAGCACUGUGACGAUGACAGUCACUUAUGGUAUCGUUCCAAUGUUUGUGAAAUAACCAUGACUAAUGGUUACUACCACAUGUAUAUGAGUGACCUUUUGAUGGAGGCAGUUUGACAUUUUUGUUUUUAUUCACCCUUGUACAGUACAGGGGAUAAUUGUUGUUGAUUUGGAUCGAUCUGUAAAACACUGAUUAGUUAAAUAACUUUCAAAGGAGAUUUAUUUUCACAAAACAUUCUGUAUAAGAUGCUUAAAGAUUUGUUUUCACCUCAUUUAGCUUUUUGUACCAUUGGGUUCUGAUUGGGCUAGUUUAGACGGUUGAAUCGGAUUUUAUUGACUUUUUACUUUUUAAACUCUGACUGCUCUUUACUUUUGGGUUCAAUAUGAUUGCUGCACUUCUGAUGCUGAUAUGCUAAGGCUUCUUUAUCUGGCCUUUGCCAUUUUCUCUCUCUCUGUGUGAAGUUUUCUUUGUUGACUUAGACAAUAAUAUUUUGGGAGAACAACUACCAUAUCCACACCAUCAGAUGCCCUAUAUGAAGAAUCAUUUGGCUACUAAUAAUGCAGCGAUCGAUUAUACCGACUACAGUUACAUUUUAGGUUUUGACGUUAUUAUACCAUGUGGGUGUUGGGAAGGAUUUCAGGAACAUUCUAAUUUGGUAAGACCUACUGGAUGCAUUACAAAUCUCUACUGUGAGAUAGCACCACCUUACUCAUCUUGCAUUAGAUCGAUGGGAAUUGUGUUUCUGAUAGUUCUGCAAAAGUGUUUAUUUCCUUUUGAGGUGGCUGCUUAUACACUGAUUAUUUGAGUGGAAAUAUCCCUUUACUGUGAUUGAAUGACUCAAACUGAACAAAGCCAUUGUUUAGUUAUGCUGUAAGACUCAAUAAAACUGGUCUCCCCAAAUGAGUAAA
Molecule: messenger RNA, 2107 nt
Organism: Coregonus clupeaformis (lake whitefish)
Lineage: Eukaryota; Metazoa; Chordata; Actinopteri; Salmoniformes; Salmonidae
Product: vesicular integral-membrane protein VIP36
Exons: 8
Coding region: 36-1079 (347 amino acids)
Biological process (GO): endoplasmic reticulum organization; endoplasmic reticulum to Golgi vesicle-mediated transport; Golgi organization
Cellular component (GO): COPII-coated ER to Golgi transport vesicle; Golgi membrane; endoplasmic reticulum membrane
Molecular function (GO): D-mannose binding
Source: RefSeq, a predicted model, not a curated record